AUGUCAUGCCCACAGACAUUACGACAGGCAUUAGUCCUCACCGGGCUUGCGUUAUCCAGUAUGUCUGAUGGCUUCAUCUUUGGUCAAAUGUCAGGUAUGAUUAACGUCCUAAGAGAAGAUGACAGUCCAAUAUUCUUGUCGGAAGACGAUGUAUCUUGGAUAGGUGCCAUAACAGGAGUGUUGCAAUUUUUAGACAUAAAGUUAGCUGCCAAAAUGUUUUCUAUUAUAGGAUACCAUGGAGUAUUUUUCUGUCAUUCUGUUCUGGCUUUUGCAUUAGUCGUCACGGGACUAGCUUUAGCAAGUUUGUCUGAAGGCUACAUAUUCGGUCAGAUGUCGGGUAUGAUCAAUAUGCUCCGAGCAGAUGAUAGUCCCAUAACCUUGUCAGAAAAUGAGGUCUCCUGGAUUGAUCAAUAA
Molecule: messenger RNA, 414 nt
Organism: Danaus chrysippus (African queen)
Lineage: Eukaryota; Metazoa; Arthropoda; Insecta; Lepidoptera; Nymphalidae
Source: the annotation of a GenBank genome assembly